GGAGAGUUUAUUAAAAACAACAGAACUGCCUCCAGUUAUUGUCAAAUUUAAAAUAAGUCUGUUUUCUCUCUCCUCAGGUUUGGCAGGAGGAAGAGUCUUCUCCUGUCCAAUCUGAUCAAUUUUGUUUCAGGAAUUGCGAUGGCKGUUGUUCCAAACUACGUGUCCGUCCUGGUGCUCAGGGCCAUGUUCGGCUUCAGCAUCAAAGGGGGCUGGAUGACCGCAUACGUCCAACUGACAGAGAUGGUUGGAGUGGAGUACAGACGAACAGUYGGUAUCUUGUUUCAGAUGAUCUUCAGCAUUGGCCUCCUCAUCCUCCCUCUGCUUGCUUACCUCAUCACUGAUUGGCGCUGGCUGCAGGUCGUGAUCACGGCACCGUUUGCGCUUUGCAUGCUCUACUACAGGUUUGUCCCAGAAUCUCCAAGGUGGCUCAUGUCUCAGAAAAGUUCUCCAGAAGCUCUGAAAAUCACUGAAGCAAUGGCGCAGGAGAACGGGAAGAAACUCAACACCAAUUUAGAGUUUCUCUUGCAGAGACUAACUCAUGAUGAAGGUGAGUCCAGCUCUGCAUCAUUGCUGGACCUGAUCAGAACUCCAAAAAUGAGAAAGCACACUUUCAUCCUCAUGUUUAACUGGUUCACCAGUGCUGUGGUUUAUCAGGGUCUGAUCAUGCGGGUGGGGAUCACAGAAGGGAACGUCUACACYGACUUCUUCAUCUCUAGUCUGGUGGAGUUCCCCGCUGCCUUCUUCAUAAUUCUCACCAUCGAGCGAAUCGGCCGUCGCCUUCCAUUUGUCGCUGCCAACGUCGUGGCUGGAGUUUCCUGCCUCGUCACCGCCUGCAUCCCUGACAGCAUGUUUUGGUUGAAGACAUUAGUGGCCUGUAUCGGUCGGCUGGGGAUCACCAUGGCCUUUGAGAUGGUGGUGUUUGUCAAUACUGAGCUCUACCCAACAUUCAUCAGGAACCUUGGAGUGUCGGUUUGUUCCACUCUCAGUGAUGUUGGAGGAAUUGUCUCUCCUUUCCUGCUCUACAGACUAGCUGCCAUCUGGCUUGAAUUGCCACUCAUCAUCUUUGGGGUCGUAGCUCUAAUAGCUGGAGGUUUGGUCCUGCUGCUGCCUGAAACCAAAGGAGUUUCUCUGCCUGAGACCAUCGAUGACAUCGAGUUCCCCGAUCGGAAAAGGAAAAGUCAAGAGGAAUAUCAAAGCAUUAAAAAACCUUUGAAAAUUAAUGAAACUGUUUAAUUUUUCUAAAUUAUUCAGUUCUAAAAAAGGAGUUUUUAUACCUUUUCCAUGAAGUAUACAUUUUCCUUUUUUAAAGUAAAAUAGUUUUUUAAUCUGUCACAGAAAAUAAAAACAAAAUGA
Austrofundulus limnaeus is the source of this 1353-nucleotide messenger RNA. RefSeq names its product solute carrier family 22 member 2. The coding region runs from base 139 to 1233 and encodes 364 amino acids. Gene Ontology annotation, cellular component: membrane. Lineage: Eukaryota; Metazoa; Chordata; Actinopteri; Cyprinodontiformes; Rivulidae. The record is from RefSeq and is a predicted model, not a curated record. Gene Ontology annotation, molecular function: transmembrane transporter activity. The transcript has 9 exons. Gene Ontology annotation, biological process: transmembrane transport.